UGCAAUAGAAUAUGCUAUGAUACGUAGGUUUUCAAUCAGAUACGUUCACAACGUCGUCGACUCGUUGGGUUUGCAUGUCCCACGCUGAAAUUUUGGAGUUCCCACUUUGGCCACUUCCACAAAUUUCCAGGCUCUCCUCGAAGUCCCAACAGGUUCGCCAUGACAGCCGACACCCACACGAGUGCAACCCAAGUCCGGGUCGGAGUGGGGGUAUUCGUUGUCCGGCGCCGAGACAACCAUAUCCUAGUCGGCAAGCGGAAAGGCAGUCACGGACAUGGAACCUACCAGCUCCCUGGCGGGCAUCUGGACCCGUUUGAGAGCUUCGAAGAGUGUGCGGCGCGGGAAGUCUGGGAAGAAGCACGGCUGAAGUUGCAGAACAUUACAUAUGGAACGACCACAAACGAUCCAAUGCCGAAAGAGAAUAAGCACUAUGUUACCAUUUUCGUGACAGCUGAAUGCGUGGACGACGAGCCGUUACCCGAGGUUUGCGAGCCAGAUAAGUGCGAUUACUGGGAGUUCAUCUCCUUCGAAGAGUUGAUGACGAAUAGGACGCCUCUCUUCAAACCUCUGGAAAGCUUGGCUGCGACAAGACCAUCGUUUAGGCCUGAGACGAACUCCAUUGACCGACAUUGAUUGACGGACCGGCGUAACAUUUUUGGCUCUAUAUAGGAGCGAUCCGCAAUUGACGUAGGAAGCUGG
Fimicolochytrium jonesii is the source of this 699-nucleotide messenger RNA. RefSeq names its product NUDIX hydrolase domain-like protein. Bases 160 to 633 code for a protein of 157 amino acids. The transcript has 3 exons. Gene Ontology annotation, biological process: dGTP catabolic process. Gene Ontology annotation, molecular function: 8-oxo-7,8-dihydrodeoxyguanosine triphosphate pyrophosphatase activity. The record is from RefSeq and is a predicted model, not a curated record. Gene Ontology annotation, cellular component: cytosol. Lineage: Eukaryota; Fungi; Chytridiomycota; Chytridiomycetes; Spizellomycetales; Powellomycetaceae.